AUGAGUUUCCUAAUUUGUUUUCUCUGUGUAUCAACGUCGUUUUCGAGUUUUUUAGUGUCUGUACGUUUUAACAGGCACACAAGUUUGUAUUUCAGGAGAGAUGUUGCCGUCAUACCAGAUUCGGUAUUGAGUUUUACAGAAUGUGCAAUGAAAUGUGUUUGUAAAAAUAAAUGCGUUUCAUUCUUUUACAACCACUUUGAUUCCCUUUGUCAGCUGGGAGGGAAAAUAUACGUGUCUUUUGCUGACAGCAGCACAGACCCAUGGAAAUAUUACGAAAUGGACCUUAAAAAUGUUGCAGCUUUGAAAACAGUUGCAUUGAGUUCUGAACACAACCCACCUAGUCAUUCCCCACAGUAUGCCACGGAUGAUCACGUAUAUAAUUCUAUAUAUGGGAUAAAUUGCUCUCACACAUUGGGUGAAAUUACACCAUGGCUGACCAUUGACUUGGAAAACACAUUUUAUGUUCAUUAUGUCACUCUCGUGAACAGAAUCGAUGCAGAAGGUCAGCGUCUUCGGAAUAUCAGCGUCUAUUUGGGUGACGAUCAUGUGAUUGGGUCAUUCCCGGUCGUCUGUGGCAGGUACGCAGGUCCAGGUGAAAAUGCAGAAGUUGUCCACAUUGUGUGUGAUAAACCUGCAAAGGGAAGAUUCGUUAGUAUUCAAUUGAACAAUAACAAUUUCCCUGAAUAUCACGCUUUAACUCUGUGUGAAGUCAGAGUUUUAGUUUAAUUACUGGUUGUUGUAUUUUUUAAAACGCUUGCAAGGUAUUGGUGAUCUUUAAAACUUUCGCAUAUGGAGGUGUCAACGAUUGGAAAUAGUGGU
Magallana angulata is the source of this 819-nucleotide messenger RNA. Its product is annotated as fucolectin-like. Bases 1 to 726 code for a protein of 241 amino acids. Lineage: Eukaryota; Metazoa; Mollusca; Bivalvia; Ostreida; Ostreidae. The transcript is spliced from 3 exons. The record is from RefSeq and is a predicted model, not a curated record.